Messenger RNA from Monopterus albus (swamp eel), 3425 nucleotides. Its product is annotated as toll-like receptor 7. NCBI's taxonomy places the organism in Eukaryota, Metazoa, Chordata, Actinopteri, Synbranchiformes, Synbranchidae. Bases 257 to 3415 code for a protein of 1052 amino acids. Gene Ontology annotation, molecular function: protein binding; pattern recognition receptor activity. The transcript is spliced from 2 exons. Gene Ontology annotation, cellular component: plasma membrane. Gene Ontology annotation, biological process: defense response to virus; positive regulation of interleukin-6 production; canonical NF-kappaB signal transduction. The record is from RefSeq and is a predicted model, not a curated record.
CUGCAUAACAAACAGCACCCAGUCAAAUGUUAUUUAACUGGCUAAUGUUUAAAAGAAAAAAGAUGGAAGAUUUGGAUGUGUGUGGUUUGAGACAAUGGGGAAGUGAUGCUGUGUAAUUAUAUAUGCAAUGGGCUAUGAUAUCCACCUGUUACUUUCACCUCAUCACCUCAGAACAGAUCCUUGAUUUUACACUUCUUUCAGUAUUCACCUUAACAGGACUGACACCAGGACCUCUUUUCAGUCUCUCACAUGAACAAUGCUCCUUCAACUGAUGUUUGUUGCACAACUGGCCCUGCGGUGUUGUCUCUCCAUAAUAACACCUGGCAUUUCUUACCCAAAAACCUUGCCAUGUGAUGUUACUGAGGCCGACAAUGGCAGUGUGGUGAAGGUGGACUGCAGUGAGAGAAGUCUCAAAGAUGUUCCCCGUGGCAUCCCCAGAGACACUACCAAUCUGACGCUCACCAUCAACCAUAUUCCUGUAUUAAACUCCACAUCCUUCCAUGGUCUGGAGAACUUGACUGAGAUUGACAUGAGGUGCAACUGUGUGCCCAUCAAAAUCGGCCCCAAGGACCAUGUAUGCAGUGAGAGUGUGACAAUUGAGGAAAACACCUUUACCAGCCUGAGGAAUCUGCGGGCACUCUAUAUAGAUGGAAAUCAGCUGUACAGCAUACCUAAAGGCUUGCCUUCAAAUCUGAUCCUGCUGAGUUUGGAAGUAAAUCACAUUUAUAACAUUUCUAAAGCAGACCUCUCAGAGAUCCGGAAUGUUGAGAAGCUUUACCUUGGUCAAAACUGCUAUUUUCGUAAUCCCUGUAAUAAGUCUUAUGAUAUCGAGAAUGGCGCAUUUUUGCAGCUGAACAAUUUAACAUUGUUGUCUCUUAAAUCAAAUAACUUAUCCUUCAUUCCCCAUCAACUACCUGUAACUCUAAAGGAGCUUUACCUUUACAACAAUAACAUUCAGGAAGUCACUGAUGAGGAUUUUAAAAAUUUAACUAACCUUGAGAUUUUAGAUAUUAGUGGAAACUGUCCUCGAUGUUACAAUGCCCCGUUCCCAUGCAACCCGUGCCCUAAUAAUUCACCACUGAAAAUCAGCAAAACGGCUUUUUCAGUGCUGGCAAAACUAAAGACACUCCGCCUGCACAGCAACUCUCUGACAUGUGUGCCAGCUGAAUGGUUUGCCAGCACAACAGAGCUGAAAGUGCUUGAUCUCUCAUCAAACUUUUUAGCAAGAGAGAUAGGAGUCGCCACUUUCCCACAUUUCCUGGGCAAGCUGGAAGAACUGGACCUGUCAUUUAACUAUGAGCUUCAACGGUAUCCUGAAACACUGAGACUGAACUGCAGCUUUUCUAGCCUCAAAGCCCUUAGAAUACUUAGACUAAAGGGUUAUGUCUUUCAGCAGCUAAAGCCAGAAAGUAUUGUUCAUUUAAAACCUCUCACAAAGCUGGAGGUUGUAGAUCUGGGUACAAACUUCAUUAAAAUGACAAACCUUAGUAUUCUGAUGGAAUUAAAAAGCUUUAAAAUAAUCAGUCUGUCUGACAACAAAAUUUCCUCCCCCUCUGAUAGCCAAGGUGCUGUUGGUUUCUCUGGAGGAGAGUUCUUGGACUGGUCUCCCAUUGCUUCUGCUGUUCAGCAUCAGGAAGUGAGAGAGAUUCAUUACUUCAGAUAUGAUGAAUAUGCACGCAGCUGCAAAAACAAAGACAAAGAACUUGGAGUCGUUACAUCCUUUGUCAACAAAGCAUGCAGUCAGUUUGGCAAAACUUUGGAUGUGAGCAGAAACAACAUAUUCUUCUUGCAUUCAAGAUUUUUUAACCUUGGAGAGCUGAGAUGUCUCAAUCUGUCUGGGAAUGCAAUGAGCCAAAGUCUGAAUGGUUCUGAAUUUACCCAUCUGACGAAUUUACAAUAUCUGGACUUCUCAAUGAAUCGCCUGGACCUGCUCUACCCCACUGCAUUUCAAGAGCUGAAAAGUCUGGUCAUCCUGGAUAUAAGUAACAACAACCAUUAUUUUGAAUCUGAGGGCUUGACUCACAUGCUUAAUUUCACAAAACAUUUAAAGAAUCUCAAGGUACUGAUGAUGAACCACAACAAGAUUUCUACUUCCACAAAUACAGAGCUGGAGAGUCAGUCACUAGAGAGGUUAGAGUUCAGAGAUAACCGCUUAGAUAUGUUGUGGAGAGAUGGGGACACCAGAUAUUACAACUAUUUCAAGAAAUUACUUAAUCUGACCGUUCUCGACAUUUCUCAUAACAACCUUAAUUUCAUUCCAGGGCAAGUGUUUAAUAGUCUGCCGGACAAGCUGUCUGAGCUUUACAUCAAAAACAACAGGCUAACAGAUUCAUUUAAAUGGGAUAGACUAGAAUCUUUACAUUAUCUGCAAGUGUUAGAUCUCAGUGGAAACCGCUUAACUAGUGUUCCACACAUGCUAUCAGACUGUACUAAAUCUCUCAAGAAGCUCAUUUUACAUAAAAACCAAAUCCUAAAACUCACACCUGAUUUUCUCAAAGAUGCCUUCAAUUUAAAAUAUCUGGAUCUCAGUUUUAAUCACAUACAGCAUAUUGAAAAAUCUAGCUUUCCAGAUGAUGUUGUUAAUCAGAUGGACAUGCUACUUCUGCACAACAACAGAUUCCUGUGCAUUUGUAAUGCCACUUGGUUUGUCACGUGGCUUAACAACACCACAGUAACCAUACCCAAACUGGCCACGGACGUGACCUGUGCCGCUCCGGGGACACAAAGAGGUAACCUUGUGAUCUCAGUGGACCUGCUGGCCUGCCAGUACAACUACCUGUCAAUCAUCCUCUACAUCCUCACGACUUCCCUCAUCCUCUGCUUCCUCAUCCUGUCCAUCUCCAGCCAUCUUUUCCUGUGGGACGUCUGGUACAUAUAUCACUUCUGCAGGGCCAAACUCAAAGGCUACAGCCGCCUGUACUCCCAGAGCUCUGUCUAUGAUGCUUUUGUGAUCUAUGACAAGGAGGAUCCCACGGUGUUAGAGUGGGUGAUGAAAGAAAUGUGUGUUCAUCUGGAGGAGCAGGGAGACCAUCGCCUGACACUGUGUCUAGAGGAACGGGACUGGAUCCCUGGAUGUCCCCUGAUUGACAACCUCUCCCAAAGCAUCCACAAGAGCAAGAGAACUGUGUUUAUUCUCACCAAUAAAUAUAUUAAAAGCGGCAACUUCAAGACAGCUUUCUACAUGGCCCACCAAAGGCUAAUGGAUGAAAAAAAUGAUGUCAUCGUACUGAUCUUCUUGGAGAAAGUCCCUUGCAAUUCAAAGUAUCUGAGACUGCGGAAGAGACUCUAUAAACGGUCUGUGCUGGAGUGGCCAACAAACCCCCAAGCCCAGCCCUACUUCUGGUUCAGCCUGAGAAGUGUGUUAGCAACUGAAAGUCACAAACAAUACAACAGUCUCUUCAAAGAGACACUGUAAAUGGAACAAU